Molecule: messenger RNA, 2129 nt
Organism: Neohortaea acidophila
Lineage: Eukaryota; Fungi; Ascomycota; Dothideomycetes; Mycosphaerellales; Teratosphaeriaceae
Product: Lecithin:cholesterol acyltransferase-domain-containing protein
Exons: 3
Coding region: 144-2078 (644 amino acids)
Biological process (GO): triglyceride biosynthetic process; lipid storage
Cellular component (GO): perinuclear endoplasmic reticulum; cytoplasm
Molecular function (GO): phospholipid:diacylglycerol acyltransferase activity
Source: RefSeq, a predicted model, not a curated record
CUAAGCGGUUGUAGCUUGACGACAUGUGAAAGCCAACGUUUUCAAUAUUUGUUGCGAUGACGCGCGAAGUCACGAUGUUUUCUCCCGUCCUCUUCUCCUCAGCAUUCCAAUGAGCGCGAAAUUCCCCUCCUCAUCUCUCGCCCAUGUCUGAUCUUCGCCGCCGCGUCCUGCGCGGACUAGGCGUCGACAGCGAGGACAGCUCACCCCAAUCUUCCCGCGAUGCGAGUCCCGCGCCAGGCCAGAAAGAUAGCGCCGAGUACAAAGUGGUGCCCAAGAAGCGGCUAGAAAAACUCACCGGGAGCAGGAAGAAGAGCAGCAAAGGGCGGACUGCCUGGAUUUUCGUGUUCGGCGGGCUAUUUGGCGUCUUCGUUGCCGGCUUCUUCGCGAGCAGCAAUGGCAGUUUGGACAGUUUGGUGGAGAUGGCAGGGCUGGGGGAUAUGCGCUUGGACUCUCUACUAGACGUAUUGCCUGCCGGCUUGAUCAAGGAUGUGCAGAACCUUCAGACUGCCGAAAAGGAAGCGGUGGACUAUGACUCGUUCGCCAUUGGACUCGCGGCCAAGGCGGAGGGCGUGCAUUCCAAAUUCCCCGUUAUCAUGAUUCCCGGAGUCAUUUCAACCGGCUUGGAAAGUUGGGGCGUGGAAGCGCAAUCUCGACCGUAUUUCCGCAAACGCCUAUGGGGUUCUUGGACGAUGCUGAGAGCGAUGGUGCUGGAUAAGGCAGCCUGGAAGCGACACAUAAUGUUGGAUCCAGACACGGGACUGGAUCCGCCCGGAAUCAAGCUGCGCGCCGCGCAAGGCUUCGAUGCUGCGGACUUCUUCAUCACUGGAUACUGGAUAUGGAAUAAGAUUCUCGAGAAUCUGGCCACAAUUGGCUAUGACCCCAACAGCGCCUUUACUGCCGCAUAUGACUGGAGGCUCAGCUAUUUGAACUGCGAGAUCCGCGACAAGUACUUCACGCGCUUGAAAGCUCACAUCGAAGUGGCGAGGCAGGUCACAGGGCUUAAAAUCGUACUCCUUUCCCACUCCAUGGGUUCGCAGGUUCUCUACUACUUCUUUCAUUGGGUGGAGGCGGAGGGCUACGGCAACGGCGGCCCAGAUUGGGUCAAUGAGCACAUCGAAGCCUGGAUCAACAUAUCUGGCUGCAUGCUAGGCGCACUCAAAGACGUACCGGCAGUGCUGAGCGGCGAGAUGAGAGAUACCGUCCAGCUCAACGCUUUCGCCGUGUACGGGCUGGAGAAAUUCCUCUCGCGCAAUGAGCGCGCCGAGCUCUUCCGUGCAAUGCCUGGCAUCAGCAGCAUGCUUCCCAUCGGAGGAGAGGCAGUCUGGGGAAACCUCACCUGGGCGCCUGACGAUCAACCAGGCCAGAACAUCUCCUACGGCAGCUUCUUGAACUUCAAAGAGACCAACAGCUCCAAGACACAGACGAAUCUGACCGUCGCGCAAGCGCUGCCGUACCUGUAUGACCAUACCGAGGCGUCGUAUGUCAAGAACAUCAAGAGCAGCUACAGCCAAGGCGUUGCCCACUCGCGAAAGGAAGUGGAGAAGAAUCAGCUGGAUCCCGCCAAAUGGAUCAAUCCUCUGGAGACACGACUACCCCUCGCACCGGACAUGAAGAUUUACUGCUUCUAUGGUGUCGGCAAACCCACCGAGCGAGGGUAUUUCUAUCGCGAAGACGACAUGACGAAUGGCUCCAGUGUCAUGAUCGACUCCUCAGUCACCACAGCAGACGGCCUCAUAGACCACGGCGUCUUCAUGGGCGAAGGCGACGGAACCGUCAACCUCCUCUCCUCGGGCUACAUGUGCAACCGCGGCUGGAAAAUCCCACGCUACAACCCCGGCAAAGUGCAGGUCAUCACGCACGAAAUGCCGCACGAGCCCGACCGCUUCAGUCCCCGCGGUGGACCGAAUACGGGCGAUCACGUCGAUAUCCUGGGGCGGGCGAGUUUGAACGAUUUGAUCCUGAGGGUUGCGGGGGGCAAGGGGCAUUUGAUUCAGGACACGGUGUUUUCGAAUAUCCUGGAGUACGCGGCGAAGGUGAAGAUUUACGAUGACGAUGAUCAUGGGGGAGAGGGGGAAUGAUUGCCUGCAUUGCGAGCGCAUGUACUAAUAGUGUAGUCUCUGCGCAAACCU